Guillardia theta CCMP2712 is the source of this 1256-nucleotide messenger RNA. RefSeq lists its product as hypothetical. Gene Ontology annotation, molecular function: phospholipid binding; lipid-A-disaccharide synthase activity. The record is from RefSeq and is a predicted model, not a curated record. Gene Ontology annotation, biological process: lipid A biosynthetic process. The transcript is spliced from 12 exons. Lineage: Eukaryota; Cryptophyceae; Pyrenomonadales; Geminigeraceae. The coding region runs from base 111 to 1256 and encodes 381 amino acids.
UCGGGUGGCUAGCAAGCGAUGAUGCGCAUUGAAAACUGAAGGGAGUCAAACAUGGCGGCUACCAGAAAGCUCUUGUGGAUUGGUUGAUCUGUAACCAGUGAGAGACGGAGAUGCUGAGUUCGAAGAUCACUUCGUCGGUAUGCAUCUUCAGAAGGUUCCACGUGGCCGUCAUGCAGAGGAGAAACCUUCACUUCUUCUUCGUUGCUGGGGAGCCUUCAGGUGACGUCCUCGGCGCUUCUCUGAUCCGAUCGCUCCGAUCAAAGCAUCCCGCUCCUCUGAAAGUGACUGGCAUCGGUGGGCCCAACAUGGAGAGGGAGGGGCUCGUGAAGACGGCGGACAUGGAUCAACUAGCGGUCAUGGGGUUCUUAGAAGUUCUUCCGCACGUUCCCCGUCUCUACUCCCUCCUGCGAAGAACCAUCAAGUGCAUUCGCGAGUCCGAGCCAGACUUCGUCGUGACGGUGGACAGCAAAGGUUUCAACUUCCGGCUCAUCAAGGCACUUAGGAGAGAACCGAGAGGGAGCAAGACCAAGAUCGUGCACUAUGUUGCGCCUUCCAUGUGGGCAAUCAAGGGAGAGCAGAGAGAGAAGAAGAUGUUCUUGAGCAGGAACCUCGACCUUCUCCUCGUCCUCUUCCCCUUCGAACAGCAGUACUUCUCCUCCUUCCUUCGGACGGUCUGUACAGGUCCCCCAGUCUUUGAGCUCGCUGCGAUCAGACGGAGAGCAAUGCAGGCGCCAGUGGAGAGCACCAGCUCCAGUCUCCCUCCCAGCAAGCAGCAAAUCUCAGACCCCGUCCUCCUCCUCCUUCCUGGAAGUCGCGUUCAGGAGGUGCGUCAACACUUGCCGAUCCUCCUGGAGGUCGUCCGAUCGAUGGGCAGCAAGCAUUGCCUUCAGUUUCGAAUCCUCACGAUCCUUUCAAUGAAAGAGCUGGUGGACAAUCUCGUAGAAUCGAGAGGCUUGAAGGAAUCAAUCCAAGUGAUUACACUCCUGGACGUCGAGAAGAGGAUCGAGCACAUGCGUGGUUGUUCAGCAGCAGUUGCUGUUUCCGGAACUGUCACUCUUGAACUUGCAGCUGCAGAUGUGCCGAGUGUUGUCAUUUAUCGCUCCAACAUGUUUACACAAUUUCUGGCGAAGCGACUGGCUGCAGUUGAAUUCAUCUCCCUACCGAAUCUUCUGCUUGGUGUGACGUAUGAAAAUAUCUUGUGCUGCCGCAUGAAAAGGGAUGGUCAGGUGUUCUCGCAGGCUACAGCAGAGUCAUGA